AUGAUAAAAUCACUUAAAACAAGACGUAACUUGAUUCAUUUGUGUUGCACUUUGUGUUUAUUUAUUUUUCUCAAAGAACUAUACAGUUUACAAGAACUGGAUAUAAGUAACGAUUAUUAUAUCGACGAAGACAUUUUUACACAUAUUCGAGACGUGAAAUUCUCACCGAAAGCGAAUUCAAUUUACUUCCACGUGACUUCACUUCAAGGAUACAUGAAACCUUCGGCAGCCUGUGCAGUUGAAGCGGCAGCCAGGGCGCACCCAAGAAAAGAAGUAUACGUCCUAUUCACUUCACCAAUCACUGACAGUGACAUAGUAACAAGGCGCUAUAUGAGUAUUACCUUAAAGAAAAUCCAACGAUUUCGGAACAUCAAAUUGUUGCGGGUCCAUUUACCGGAAUAUUCUAAUGGCACCGUCGUGGAGUCUUUGUUACUAAAUAAUUUGAAGAACAGCAUUUUCCCAGAGCAGCAUACAGCUGAUAUCGUGAAGAUAUUGACUCUUAACAAAUAUGGUGGUGUGGCUAUUGACACGAAUAUGAUAGUUCUGAAGACGUUAAGCAGCUUACCACCAAACUGGAUUCUUAAAGAGAAUGAAAUAUAUGUCGCUCCAGGGAUCAUGGGGUUCGCCAAAAACGGAAUUGGUUUGAAUGUUACCAGCGCAAUAUUAAAGGAAAUAGCAGACACUUACAAACCUAAUAAUUUAGACAUCACCAACAGAAUUGUUAUAGAGAAGGUCGUUCAACGUAUUUGUCCCAUCAGAAUUCGUUGGGAUGGCUGUAAAGACAUCUUUAUCUACCCUUCGGACGAGUUUUAUCCAAUAGAUAAUGUGUUUGGGAUGUCUUUUCCUAAGGCGCCACUGUCACAAUCAGCUUUCUCGUUUCAUUUAGACACACUCACGAGUGCAGUACAUAUGGUAUCACAAGAUAUAUUAAACACAUUUUGCCCUUCAAUAUAUUUGGAAUUCCAAGACAACCUCCUGGUUCUUGAUUGAGAUUAUAAUUAACAAAUUACCCCAUUGUUCAAAAAGUACACUUUCCAAACUAGGAAACAGUUGAAACUUUAGU
Messenger RNA from Spodoptera litura, 1063 nucleotides. NCBI's taxonomy places the organism in Eukaryota, Metazoa, Arthropoda, Insecta, Lepidoptera, Noctuidae. The record is from RefSeq and is a predicted model, not a curated record.